UUUCUCCAUUAAAAUUGCAAUAAUAAUGAAUUUAGUUUUAUAAGUGACAAUUUAAUUUCUUGUGUGACUAUGACAGGCAGUGUGUAUUCGAAAUUACAACACCUAUGGGAGAUUUUCUUACAAGCACCUUCGGCAUCUUACACGAAAUCGUGUUGGUUGGAUUUAUUUUUGGCUGAAUUCUUGUUACAAGUUCAAAAUGGUGCAAAUGUUAACUCAUUACUUUCAUUCUGGCCUGCUGGACAAGCUGGUAUUGCCACACUAAUUGGUUGUGAAUUGUUGGGAAGUGUUCAUCAAAUAUGCAGUGCACCAGGUCAAACCGAAGAAUUACGCCCGUUACGCAAUUUAUUAUUGCGCGAACGUGGUUGGCGAUGUUUAGCUGUUUUGCAUAUACUUUCAUUGGAAGGUAUUUGCUGUGUACGAGAAUUGGCAAGCCUUCUAAUAUCCUUGUAUCCAGUAUGCAUGAGCAACAACAAUCGUCUAAGUCCAAUCACAAAUGGGACACCUGAGGAUAAUAACACGAAGGUUAAUGGAGAUAUGAACAAUGAACAUCAACAAAAGGCUAAUAAUGCGUACGUUAAGCCGAGAGAGACAAAUAUCGAUCAAGCAAUUAUUAUGUGCGGUUCGUUGCGACAUAAAACUCAUACGCCACAGCGUAAACACAGCCAUAUUAUACCUCCGCAUGAAUAUUCUAAUUCGAAUACGAGCUCUUCUGGCAAGGGUCGAAGAUCAAAAACAACACGAGAUUCGGUCCAAGACAGUGGCAGCUUAAUAACAACAACCACAGAUUCCGAAAUGGAAGAAAACAGUUUGGAAGCGUUAAAUCGUCGUUCGUUAACAUUAAAAAUUCAAUUGAAUCCAAUGGAUUUUGAUUAUUUUACAUCCGUUGUUCGUGACGAUGAUGACGACAACGGUUUGAUAAUGUCCAGCGAGAAACAACAUUCAUUGGAUCAACAACGCUACUAUAAUCGAUCAUCUUCGAAAAAACAAUUAUCACACGAGGAUUUUAUGACCGAUCAAUUAAAAUUAAUCAUCGAUAGUGAAAUCAGUCAAUUUGAAUUUAGUAUUGUAGUCGUACAACUAUUACAAAGUUUAUGUUUAUCCGAAACACAUAACCUCAACGAUAAUAAUCCGCCGAUUACAAUCCAAUGUAUCAAUUUCGCUUUAGAGAAUUUAUGCUCGUUACAAUUUGGUUCCGCACCAACGGAACAUUUACAGCAACAUGAAAUCUACGAAUUAAAAUCCGCCAUGACACAAUUAAUGUUGAUUGCAUUGGAGAAAAUCGUAAAACAUCCGGAUAUCUCAAUGACAAUUAUCAAUAAUGGGAUUUUACCCAUAAUGCUUCGAAUUUUAGAGGAUAUUACAAAUAAACAUGAAAGUUCUGUCGAAUUUGAUAAACAACAUGGCCAAAAGUUGCAAGAAUUUACAUUUGGAAUCAUGUAUGGAGUAACGACCUUUUUAUAUCAUCAAUUACUUCAUAGAUCCACGGUGGAUAAAAUUAAGGAUUUCCUAGAAUUGUUCCGAUUAUUUUCUGAUAGCCAAGGAGGACGUCUUAUCGAAAAAACACUCUCAGUAAUUUUAUCAAUUUCGAAUGUUGAAUCAAGUGUGACCUAUAAUCGAGCGAAGAAAAUCAUCGAUUUCCUUGGCCAAUUUAUCGUGACGCUAAAGAAAUCUCGAAGUGAAAUCAUACAUUCGUAUAAUUGCCACAAAUCGCGACAUAAACAAUGUCGUAUGAAUAAUUUAACGAAAUAUUAUAGUGGGAAACAUCACCACCAGGAUUUAUUUGGCGCUGUUUAUACACCAAAUUUAAUGUCUUCCAGUGUACAACACGCUUGCUGUAUUUCGACGCUAUUUAUGAUUUUCGUACGCUUAUUACAGAACCAAGAACUCAAACAGCAUUCCGAUUUACAAAUACGUUUGAUUAAAAUAAUGAUUCUAAGCGGGACUUGCUGUUGUUUUCCCGCAAAACGUUUGAUGUCAAGUGUUACGAAAAUGUUGCAUGGUACUCAGGGGAAAAUACGACCUUUGGCGUUUACUCUUUUGGAGCGGACGUUAUAUACUGAGCUUGGAGGGAUUAUAACAAGUGAUAACGAUAAUCAAUGUGCGAUUUGUAGUCGUCAAAUCAUCGCUGAUAAUCAAUCGAUGAAGUAUUGUAUGUCAGGAGAAGCGGUACUAAAUGGAAAUGGUGGGGAAGAUAAUGAAUCGUUAUGGUCACAACGUACGGACUCCUUUUUGGCAUCGUAUUACAAUCCUUCUGUUUCUUCCUCAAAUGAAUCGACAACAGUCGAAUCCGAUAAAUUUAUGUGGAAUUUUUUGGAACAAUAUCAUUCCCUUAUUAAUUCCACGGAUAUGAAAUUAAGUUACGCAGCUACAUCACAUUUAUUACGUGUUGCUCCGCGUAGUACACCACGAGUACGUUACGAACUGUUAUUCCGUGUGUUUUUCCCAACAUUUUUAUCCGCGAAAGAACAAUUCUUAACCGAUACCACAAAUGAACAUGCAAAAUUUAAAAUUUUAACAAGUUUAUCGUUGUUUGCAUCGUUGCUAAGUAGUGUUCCGUUUGCGGAACAGUUUGUGAAUUUGGGUGGUUUAAAUCAUAUAAUUGAUUUAGUUGAACGUGGUGAUUUUUCCAAAUCGUGUUGUGCGGUUUUGGAGAAUACAGUGAUUAUUGAAAUAUGGAAAUUGGAGAGUGAGUUAAAUUGUGAGACGAUUCAUAAUAACGAUAAUAGUGAGAAUCAUCUUGAAAUCGGUAACGAUGAUAAUAUGAAAAAACUACCAUCGUUAAAUAUGUUAUUAAUUGCGUUGGAGUUAGCUACUCGAGAAAUUCUCACCAUUUUCAAAAAUGGUAUCCUCGAUUUCUCUAGUGCGAACGAUGACGAUGAUAACGAAGAAAAAUCACGUCGAGCAUCUGUUACUUCUGACGAAGAUACCGAUCAAACGAUUAAAUCAAUUUACGUAUCGUCGGAAGAUAUUAUAAAUUCAUCGAAAUCGGAACAUUUUAUUCGAUUGUUACAUAAUUGUUCGGUAUUUUGGCGUACAACCGCAAGUUUGUGUUUAUAUAGUCCGUAUAUUAGGCAAUAUGUGGCGACACAUAAGAUUAAUAACGUUGGUACGGAAUUAUUGUGGAAAGUUUUACAACGGAUAACUAAAUCGGAGUAUAUUUGUGAUAGUGAAUGUAAUUCGCGGGAACGUAGAUUGUUGAUGAAAAUUUUGGAAGCGAUUUUAACUGUGAAGUUAACAGCGCCCACAAACGAGAUGAGUUUGGAACAUAUUUGUCGAGAUCUACGAGAUGCAAUUUUAACGGAUUCCGCACUUAUAACUUCAAGUUGUGUAGCCGAAUUAUGUGAUGUUCUUUUACGUUGUGCCAUUCUUCGACCAAGUCCUGAUCAAGUAAUGCCUCCACAUUCAAAACCAAAGAUGCCAAUUUUGGAUACAGCAAUUCAUUGGGAGGAUGAAGCAACAAUUAUUGGUCUUGGUGCAUCACGACGCUUAGCAUUUAGUGAUAGUUCUUUGGCAGAUGCAUAUGUGACAGCAGAUGAAGGUUACGAAGCGGAUGUUGAAGUACCUGAAUACUCUGGUGGUCAUUGUUCACGAUAUGAAAUUACCGUCUCACUCGCAGAUUCUUGUUCCUCUGGUGACAGCAUACCACAAUUACCUGCAUGUGAUUCAGCAUCUCCUGGUUUCGUAUUUGCUGAAUAUUGUCGUACAAAAUCAAUUGUACAUCCAAAUUUAUGUUUACUGGCAUUGGAUUUAUUCGUAACACUCAACAAAAACCAAACUGGGAAUAAUGAUCACGUUUUAGAUGAUAUUUUACUAUGUUUGCAACGAUUGCUGAGUUUAUGUCGUGAUAAUCCACAUAAUUGUAUUGCACUAGCUUAUGCUGGUACAAUCGCUAAACUUUUGAUCGGAUUUAAAGAUUGUCUCGUGUCAAAAUCAACUCAAUUAAUUGAAGUACAACAUGCAAUUUUGGAGUUAAUAACGUUAUUAUCAAAACAUAGCAUCACACGUUUUGAACUGGCUUUAUAUCUACAAUUAUUCAAAGCCGAAGAUCCACCAUUAGGACUUCUUUUAGAUCCAUUAGUCGCAUUGGCUACGUCAAGUCGUCCCCAGCCCAAUCACAUCUUAUGUUUCCCAUCAACAGCGUACACAAAUAUUAAAAAUUCAAUAAUCAAUGAAAACUCUGCCCUAAUAUUGGCAAACAAUUUACGUGCUCAACAUUCCGGAUCGGAGCAAUCAGCAUGGACUAAUUAUGCUGUUUGUUUACCGAUAAAUAAUGAGGUGGGUUGGAGUAUGUGGACGCAUGGUUAUUCGUAUUGUUUCUGGAUGCGACACGAACAACCGGGUGCAGCUUAUGCGAUUGGUAAACGUGCGAACAAUUCGUUUGAACAGUCUGAACAAUUGGAGUCAAGUAUUAAAUCAAAUGUUCAAGAAUCGACGAUUAUGCAUUUGGUAUCGAUUGGAAAUGAUGCGUUAAUGGUUGAAAUGUGGGCCGAUUCGGCAAAUGAACAAUUAAUCUUUCGCUUAUCUCGACCCGAAUUAAAGUCCAACCGUAUUAUCUCCGAACAAAUCAUUCAAAAUUGUAUACCAACGGGUCAAUGGCAUAAUUUAGCGUUAAAUGUACGCGACAACAUACAAAAACGUAAAAUUGUUAUUGAAAUCACGUUACUGAUAAAUGGAUGGAAAGAAGUUAUAAUUAAAUUACCAGUUGUUGGAUUAUUACCAAAAUUAAAACGUACCUGUGUACUACUUGGACAAAUUUGUUCGAAUAAUACCACAAACAUGACAAGUUCAUGGUUCUUUGGAAACUUAAUGUUAUUCCGAACGCCAGUGUUCACAAAAGAGCGUGCUAUUUAUUUAGUGGGUCUUGGACCAAACUACACAAGUUUAACAGAAUGUGAAGUUGGUAAACAAAUACCUAAUUUUACGUCCAUAUUUGGACCACGUACUAUUUCAAGUGUUAUCGAUUGGGAUAGUAUUCUGGAUGCGGCAAAUGGAAAUCUAAAAGAGUUACAGGAUAAUUUAUUGUUAUCAUAUAAUGCACAACAUCCAAAUUUCGUGCAUGUAUAUCCACAAAUGAUAACAAAUCCUGGAGGUACCGUUGGUAAUUUAUUCCAUACAUCGUCUGGAUUCCGUGUACAGGCGACAACAGAUCAACGUGCUUGCCAACAGUUACCGUUAGCAUUAGCACCAGAAAUUAUUGCUCCGUUAGUUCCACAACAUUUUCAAGGAUUAGGCGCAGCUGCAUCUUUAUUGGGUGGUGUGCCAGUGUUUAUGUUUUUAUUUGCUCGUGUGGUUGAAUUAAAAGGUAAUGGAAUUGAACAAGGAUUAGCUUUACGCCUGCUGUUACGUUUAGUACAAGUUGACAGUGAAUUACACGCUCAAUUUCAACAACAAGAUGGCUACCAAUUAUUAUUAAGGGUUCUGUCAUCAAAUCGAUGCGAACCGUCUCAACAUAUCUUAAAAGCAAUUCUAGAUAUUUGCUGUGAUAAACCAGUUUUACAUUAUCAUUGCAACAAUGAAACAUUCAAUGUUUUAACUCAAACCGAUGCGAUUAUUGUUAAUCCAAAUUUAAUUAAAGCAGCAGUCGGUGGUUGGCAUGCCUGGGAUUGUGAGGCACUUAUUGCGUUGUUAUCAGUUCUACAUUCUUUAUUACGAGAUGAUCAUCCGUUCCGUGAAUUCAAUGCCGCGCAAUUAAAUCGUGUUCACUUAGUUGAAGCGCUUCUUUCAGUCUGUAAAGAACAUUUCUUGUACGAGGAAAAUGAAACCACUGAACAAUUACCUUCGACUGUCUGUUGUUCCAUUGUGGAACUAGUACGUUCCUUAAUGGGAGCUCCACCAGAAUUUUGUCAUAUUGUUGCGGUUAUCGAUUUUCUUUUACUUUUGCACCAAGCAAGUGCAACUUAUGUAACUCACGUACGUUCAAGUUUCUAUUAUUUACUAAACGAUGCAAUUCCACCCGGACAAAAUGCUUCGAAUCCAUUAUCACUACCAUCGGUGGGAACAGAAAGUGUAUCUGAUACAAAUUCGUUAACUCACCCGGUAGAUCCAAGAAAAUUAAAUAAAGCAUUAACUAAUCUAAAAAUUCAACAACGUGGAUCAUCCGAUUCAUCAACGAAACGUUCUCGAAGACGAAAGCGAAAUAUACAAAAUUUGGAUACAAAUCGUGCGGUUGAUGUAACCGAUUCUGGUAUUGCUGGAAGUUAUAAAGAAUUAACCAGUAGUGAUCCGGAUAAUAAUGGAAGUGAAGGAAUGCUUAUGAGUAAGGAUCACGAUGAAGAUGAUUUUGUGAUGGUUCAUUCGGAGAAUCAAAGUGAUGCGAAUAUUGAAGUAAUCGAACAUUCAGUGAUUAAGCGUACUCCAGAAUAUCCAACAAUUAGUGGUAUUGCCGCUUUACGUCUUUAUGAAAAAUCCAAAAUUAAUGAAGCGAAUAAAGAAAAUUCUUUAACUAAUGGCGAACGUCGUAAUAAAUCGAAAUUAACCGAACAAAUCAAGCAUGAAAGAUUACGACCGUUAAUUAUUAAAGAACGCCAAGAUGUUUAUACAAAGAGUCAAUGGUUGGUCACAGAAGGUUUACUGUUAUUGUUACGCGAUACUUUACUAGUUUUACCUGAUACAAUGUCGACGCAAGUUUUGUGUCAUGUCGUAAAGCCUGAAUUACUGUUGGUUAUGGCUAAUCAUCCUGCGCCCUAUGUACGAACAGCUUUAAUUAAAGUUUUAGCAGCUUUCUUACAACGCUCAUCCGAAGAAGAGUUGAAUAAAUUUAUCAAAAAUAAAUACUUUUAUCAUUUGGCGAAUCAAUUAAGUUUGUUUUCAUCAUCCAGAGAUUUGGCAAGUGCUUGUGGUUCGUUAGUUACACGAUGUACUGCAACACUGGAAGAACAAAUUGAAUUAGCACCGUGGACUGAUUUAUCAUCGGUACAAUUAGCUGCGUUACCUCCACUUUUAGCAUUGUUACCAAAAUCGUUUAAUGAUCCAAUUUUAACCAGAGAUCUCCUGACGUUUAUAACGCAUAUAUUUACUCGGGCUACCAAUGCAUUCCGUGCAUUAUUGGAUAAAGGCUUAGUGGAAGUACUUUUACGAACAUUAUUGGAGGUCUUACAUCAUCCACAACGAGAAAAUACAAUUUUAACAGAUUUAGUUGCACUCUUGGUGAAUAUUUCUUCGCGCUGUUUAUCCAUGAGUGGAACACAUAAUAUGCAGAUUGUUUUGGACAUGCAUCUCCAAUUACACUAUUUAACAUUGCGUGAACGUAAAUCGGAUGCUUUAGCGCAAUCUCCUGAAUUUACGUUACGUGCUCAACAAUGUGCAUUAUUUGAUGGACAGUUAGAUGCGUUACAAGAACGUUUAUCAUCAUAUCAUAAAGCUGGCUUUAAAUUACGUACAACAGCUUCGUACUUAGCAUCAGUAUUAUCAACAAGCUACGAUCAAAGUGACAUGUCAACAUCACCGAAGCAUACACCAGGUCGAGCACAUCGUAUACCACAUAUUCCAUCGUCGUCUGGUCUACAAGGAAAUGUAUCCAAUUUAUCUAAUUCGAUUAGUUUGUUGUUGGGUACAUCACAGCAACGUGAAAUACCGAAGACAGAACUUUGUGAGCGAUUAAAAACACUGUUAAUUAAGUGCGUGGAAUUUAUUGUGAAUACAGAACCUAUUGGUGACGUUUACUCUCAAGCAAGUAUUACCGAAACAAAAUUAGUACGACGAGUUUUACUAACAUUGUUACAAGGUUUAUCGAACACAACCACAAACGAUACAAUUCCAUGGCGUUUAGCAGUAUGGAAUUCAAGAGGUGCUCUACGAAAACCAACCGCCGAAUUAGUUGUAUGGUUAAUGGCACCAGGUCAACCAAUCAAACUACGCAUGUUUGUAAUUCAUUCUCUACGCGAAGAAUGCAACUGUCGCGAAUUAAUUAACACUUUAUUACAAACGCACCCGCAAAUCGAACAGAAAUUUACGAUUUAUUUGUGGGAUUUAAUGUACAACACGGGAGGUUUAACUACCGAAUCGGAUAGUAGUGAUGGAAGCCCGUUGGCAAUUGUGAGCGGAGGUUUAUCCAGUGCUGAAAUACGUAUCUGUGAAGACUUAAAGGAAGAUCUACAAUGUUGGGGUAUUCUAUCACCGCAUAGUAUUGGCCAUCAACACGAUCAGUGGCAAGAAGAGGUGCGAAUAUUAAGCGACGAAACAAAUCAAGAACGUAGAGAUUGGAUUAAGCAAAAUAAUCGUGGUAUUUAUCGAAGUAUAUAUAAAUGGGAAUCGUUAACACGUAGUUUAACAGAAAAUGCUAUGGCGAUUACACGUACCGUUGUUGAAUCACAAAAUCGUGAACGUAAAUCAUUUAUGGAGUAUAUGAAGUUAGCGUAUACGGAGCGACUGCAUGCGCAUAUACGUUGGCAACAAUUAAUUCAACAGUUAACGCAUGAACGAGCUGUUUGGUAUUUCCCAGAAUCAUAUCCAAAAUCAUGGCAGUUAGAUCCAACGGAAGGUCCUCACAGAGUACGAACACGAUUGCAAAGAUGUCAUUUAAAUAUUAGCGAACGAUUUUUGUUACCUGAACAUCGUAAUAAAUUAGCAUCCGUAACCCGAAGUCAACCACUCUCGUAUUUAAUGAAAUUAGAACAACAAUCUUCGGCUUCGUCGUUAUUAAUCGAACGCUUACAUACAAGCGAAAAAGUACGACAUAUGUGCACGGCUCAAGUAAUUACACCCGCGAUAGAAUUACCCGGUGAAUUAUUAAUCGGAGAAUGUUCCUUACAUUUUGUGCCCGACGAUACCGUUGAACAAUCAUCGAAUCUUUUUGAAAUCACACCGACGGGUCUCGAUCUGUCAUGCAUGAAAUGGCAAUUCGAGAAUAUUCGAGAAAUACAUAAUCGUCGCUUCCAGCUACAAGAACGAGCAUUGGAAAUCUUUUUAACGAAUGGUAAAACAUAUUUGGUAGCUUUUCCAACUUCGAAAGAUCGUGAUGAUUUUGUUCAACAGUUAUCACUUUGUCAUUUACCAAAUCGGGUACAAGGGGAUGUUUUAAAUGAUUCGAUUCAGUUAUGGCGUCAAGGAUUAUUAACAAAUUGGGAGUAUAUAACGCAAUUAAAUAAAAUGGCUGGACGUUCCUAUAAUGAUUUAAUGCAAUAUCCAGUAUUUCCAUUUGUUUUGGCUGAUUAUAUUAGUGAGGAAAUUGAUUUGUGUGAUCAUCGAAUUUAUCGUAAUUUUAAGAAACCGAUGGCCGUGCAAGAUAAGAAAAAUGAACAACAUUAUAUCAAUAAUUAUAAUUAUUUGAAACAAGCAAUCGUUGAUGGAAUGAAUUCAAUUGCAUUAAACAAAGAACCAUAUCAUUAUGGAUCCCAUUAUUCCAAUUCAGGAACUGUUUUACAUUUCCUCGUACGCUUACCUCCAUUUACAAAAAUGUUCCUCUCAUAUCAAGAUAAUAAUUUCGACAUUCCUGAUCGAACAUUCCAUGCGCUACAUACAACAUGGCGAUUAACAAGUUGUGAUUCAACGACUGACGUUAAGGAAUUAAUACCAGAAUUCUUUUAUUUAUCCGAAUUUUUACAAAAUAAUGAAGGAUUCAAUUUGGGUAUACGACAGAACGGAGAACGAGUUGAUAAUGUUCAACUGCCACCAUGGAGUAAAGGUGAUGCCCGAAUAUUUACUCUUGUACAUAGACAAGCUUUGGAAUCCGAUUAUGUGCGUGAGAACACUCCACAUUGGAUUGAUUUGGUAUUUGGAUAUAAACAAACUGGAAAAGCUGCGAUUGAGGCUAUUAAUGUUUUCCAUCCAGCUACUUAUUACGGCUUUAACGUGGAGAAUAUCAAGGAUCCAAUUGAACGAAAUGCUUGGGAAACAAUGGUUCGUACUUAUGGACAAACUCCAAGACAAUUAUUCCGUGCUCCACAUCCAAUGAUUGUACAACCGUUAACGAAUAUUUUCCCAUCGUCUGUGCAACCAGUUUUAGAAGGUGUCAAAGGCUUGCGUUGGGGAUCGUAUGUUGGAUCACCAGAACAACCAGCACCAGUUGCCAUAUGGAAACGUCAAUAUCGUAGCCCGGUCGCUACUUUAGUACCAAUUUCGUCGAAUGAUGUGUAUGGUUUAGCUCCACAAUCAUCAAUUUUACUUGGAUAUACUCGAGAGAAAGAAAUUACUAAUGUGGUUGGAACAGUCCCAGUUUCGGGAUCUGCACUUAUCACUUGGGGCCACACUGAUAAAAUAGUUCGAGUGAAAUUGAAGAAAGAACAACAUGCACCAUGGCCAUUGGUUCAAUCACCAGCUUUGGAUCCGAUGACCAUAUGUGCCAGUGUGCCAGAGAUACCACAUUUAUGGCUUGGACAUAAUUCGGGAUCGAUUCAUGUGUAUACAUACACAUUGUUGCCGGAUCGUGCCACAUUAAAACCAGAUCCAGCAAUACUUUUAGGUCAUACAGGACCAAUUACGACUUUGGCUUUAUGCUGGGCAUUUAGUAUUGCGGUUAGUGGCAGCCAAGAUGGUACUGCUAUUAUUUGGGAUUUAAAUACUUUAUCAUAUGUACGAUCAAUUGAGAUCAAAAAUAAAGAAACAGCCGUUAAUUUGGUUACAAUUAGUGAUACGUUAGGCGAUAUUGCUAUAUCGUAUAACGAGAAUUUAUCACCGAAUUCUGGCUCGAUUUUAUCAGUGUAUACAAUUAAUUGUGCACCGGUUAAAGAAAUUACGGUACCGGAACGUGUAACAGCUAUGUGCUAUUCAAGGGCACCAGAAGGCGUUAGUGUGAAUGUACUUGCAACUGGUUUUGCAAAUGGUGUUGUUCGAUUAUGGAGUAGUUGGGAUCUAGCACCUGUACGAGAUAUUAUUUGUCCGUCAUUAUCCAUUCCUAUUAUAAGUAUUGUAUAUUCGUAUGAUUCACAACAUCUAUUUGUAUCAGCGAGCGAUGGAACUGUUAUUAUUUGGGAGAAUGCAAAUGCCACUCCGGGCCGUACACCAAAAUUUAUAAAUGUUACAUCACCAUAAAAAAAAUUAUAUAAUUAUUUAAAAAAAAAGAA
Chrysoperla carnea is the source of this 11000-nucleotide messenger RNA. It is a transcript of the gene mv, whose product is annotated as lysosomal-trafficking regulator. Lineage: Eukaryota; Metazoa; Arthropoda; Insecta; Neuroptera; Chrysopidae. Gene Ontology annotation, cellular component: cytosol; membrane. The transcript has 23 exons. Gene Ontology annotation, molecular function: protein kinase binding. Gene Ontology annotation, biological process: intracellular protein localization. The record is from RefSeq and is a predicted model, not a curated record. Bases 70 to 10968 code for a protein of 3632 amino acids.